Contarinia nasturtii (swede midge) is the source of this 4096-nucleotide messenger RNA. Its product is annotated as ATP-dependent RNA helicase dbp2-like. The record is from RefSeq and is a predicted model, not a curated record. Gene Ontology annotation, cellular component: ribonucleoprotein complex; nucleus; cytoplasm. The coding region runs from base 694 to 3393 and encodes 899 amino acids. The transcript has 9 exons. Lineage: Eukaryota; Metazoa; Arthropoda; Insecta; Diptera; Cecidomyiidae. Gene Ontology annotation, molecular function: ATP binding; RNA helicase activity; RNA binding.
UCAACUAAACACACAUUCACAUCAGUUGCGUCGUCAAUAUCGGAAACCAUAUUGGUGGCUCUCUUGCUUGUUCAGUUUUCUUUUCAAUUUAUUCAGUUCAUCUUAAAAUACAUCGAUUUAAUAAUAAUAAUAGAAAAUUUGAAAGAAAAACACCAAACAUCAUUUCAUUCAAUCACACGAAACGAAAUUUCAAUUUCAUAAUUCCAAUCAACAUUUCCGAAAUUGAAUACGAUAACUAAGAAGAAGAAGACGAAAUAUAUAUAUAUAUAUACAUAUAAUUCGUGAAAGCCCCCAUUUCGAAAAAAAAAAUUACAUUUUAGAAACGAGAAGAAAAAAAAACUAAUAUUGUUUUUUUUUCGUGUCCAACAAAAUAAUUACAUAUAAUAAAAAAUUUGUUGGCUCAUAUGGGAACGAACGAAAUCGUUUUUCUUUUGCAAUUUUCCAUUUGAAUUGCAAAUCGACAUAAAUUGAAAGGAAACUUUGACGAAAAAGCAAGACAGAGAUACAAAAUACGCGAAAGACAAACGGAACGAAACGGAAAGAAGAAAAAAAGUACCCAGAAGGCAAAUCACACAUCGAACGAGCUAAGCAACGUAGAGCACACAAGAGCAACAGAAAAAAAAAACGCGAGUGAUUCAAAGUGAAGUAAAAAUUCGAACGAGUGGCAAGUGUUAGAUACACGAUCCAAAAUCAAUGAUGUUUCCCAAUGGCUACGGACAUCCAUUUGGCUUUCGACCACAGCGCAAUGAAGGUCAAGAUCAAUUCGGCGGACCUCGUGUCUACCAUCAAAAUCAUCAGUAUCAGUAUCCUGAUUUUGGUCAAUCAAAUCGCUAUGAUCAACGACAAGUAAGAGAAUAUCGUCCAGGUGCGCCACGCAAUAACGCAGUCAACGGAUCUGCCACUUAUAUCAACUCGAAUAAAGCACCAUACAACAACAACAACAACAAUGGAACAACCGGACCACGAUACAACAACUAUGCAACCAAAUUUGAAAACGCAAAUCUGUCAAAAGAAGAACGUGCCCGAUUGCAAAGCGAAAAAGCCAAGAAUCCCGGCAAAGCAUUGCGUAUUCCAACUUGGGAAAAAUUGGAACCAUUCGAAAAGAAUUUCUAUGUUGUGCACGCAAAUAAUGCAACACGUUCACAAGAAGAAGUCGAUUCAUUUCGUGAUACAUUACAAAUCACGGUAUCUGGCAAUGGAUGUCCAUCACCAAUUCAAUCGUUUGAAGAGACCAAUUUCCCUGAAUCGGUUAUGAAAGAGAUGCAACGGCAAGCAUUCACACAACCGACCGCAAUUCAAUCACAAGGUUGGCCAAUUGCGCUCAGCGGUCGUGAUUUAGUUGGUAUCGCUCAAACUGGCAGUGGUAAAACAUUGGCUUAUAUGUUGCCGGCUAUUGUGCAUAUUCAACAUCAAAAACGUUUACAACGUGGCGAUGGGCCAGUUGUUUUAGUGCUUGCACCAACCAGAGAAUUGGCACAACAAAUUCAAACGGUUACAAGUGAAUUUGGACAACAAACCAGUCCAUUGGUUCGUAAUACAUGCAUUUUUGGCGGUUCACCAAAAGGACCGCAAGCACGUGACUUGGAUCGUGGUGUUGAGGUUGUAAUUGCAACACCCGGACGUUUGAUUGAUUUUCUCGAACGUGGAAUCACUAACUUAGCUCGUUGUACAUAUUUGGUACUUGAUGAAGCUGAUCGUAUGCUUGACAUGGGCUUCGAGCCACAAAUCCGUAAAAUUAUCGAACAAAUUCGUCCCGAUCGCCAAGUGCUCAUGUGGUCAGCCACUUGGCCAAAAGAGGUUCAAGCGUUGGCCGAAGAUUUCCUCGGUGAUUACAUCAUGAUUCGCGUCGGUUCAUUGAGUUUGGCUGCAAAUCAUAAUAUUCGUCAAAUUGUACAAAUUUGCCAAGAAGAAGAGAAAGAGAAUCGCAUUAUUAAGCUUUUGAAAGAUGUUGCUGCCGAUCGCAACAAUAAAAUUAUUGUAUUCGUUGAAACAAAAAAGAAGGUUGAAGACGUUCUGAAAUUGAUUCGUCGUGAAAAUUUUGCAGCCCUCUCAAUUCACGGUGAUAAAUCACAAAUGGAACGAGAUUCGGUUCUGAACGAUUUCCGUUGUGGUAAAUCAUCGAUUUUGAUCGCAACCGACGUGGCAGCUAGAGGUUUGGAUGUUGAAGACGUUAAAUAUGUUAUCAAUUAUGAUUAUCCAAACUCAUCCGAGGAUUAUAUUCAUCGUAUUGGUCGAACUGGACGGUGUCAACAAACUGGCACAGCAUACACAUUUUUCACAAAUAACAAUGCACGUCAAGCACGUGAAUUGGUUGGUGUAUUGGAAGAAGCUGGCCAAAGUCCGGACACCGCAUUGCUCGAACUUGCACGCAUGAAUGGCGGCGGCAAAAAUGGAUCUCGAUCGCGUUACAACGUUCGUCCACAUCCACAAAAUCAAUAUGGAAUGAACAAACAGCCACUAAUGAAUGGAAUGUAUAAUGGCGUCAAAAAUCAUCACAUGGGUCAACGACCAAAUUCGUGGCAACAUCAACCACAACACCAACAACAGCCACAUCAGCGUCUAGAUCGUAAUGCGAUUCCAAAUGGUGUGCGCAAACCAUACGAAAAUAACUAUACAAAAACCUAUGAAGGCAAUACAUGGCGUGGUGCCCAAGAUGGUAGUGGUAGUGUGGAACGUUACGGCGGCCAAAAACCGGCACCACGUUUCCAAGGUACAAAUCCACAAUACAAUGGACACCAGAAUGGACACCAAACCGAAAUUGUGCAAAAUGGUGCCGAUGGUAAACCGGUGCGACAAUCGCGACCAAACACUUAUCAAAAUCGUCAAAGUGGUACAUUUGUGCCGCGUAACAAUAAUCCAGCUGCAAAUGGUGCUCAUCAAGGCCCAUAUGUUCAUCAAGGUGUCGCUCCAGCCGCAAAUGGCUAUCAAGGAAACCGCGGCAAGCCCGAAGGUUUCUAUCAAAAUCGCAAUCCAAAUAAUCGAUACCAAGGCGGUCCAGCUGGUGGAAUUCAAACCGGCAACUAUCAUCAUCGCAAUCCAUAUUCACAGCAGCCAAAUGCAAAUGGCGUGAAUCCAAACAGUGUUAUUGUUGAUGGUAGUGCAGCAUUAAAUGGUGACGCAUCACCAAAUCCAAUCAACAUCGUCGAUCCAUAUAAUGGAAACGCUGAAGAUUUACAAUCACAACAACCACCGCAGCCAGCAGCUACUCAACAACCGGCACCAGCUCAGGCAUACAAUUCGACCGCAUAUCCAGCAGCACCAUCACCAAAUGCUCUGUAUUCUGGCCAAUACAUGGUUGACGCUGGCGUUCAAAACAUCAUCGCUCCGUAUGGUCAAUAUCCAUCAACCGCCUACUAUCAAUACACACCACCAACCGCUGCUGUUCAACAGUAAUUCGUGCAAACGAUCCCAGCAAAUCUUACCAAUUCCACCUACAAAAUCUACACAUUUAUAAAGAAUUCAACAGUACCAGCUGGCUUUGAAUACGAAAUCUACACCAUCAUCCCAAUUCAAACUCAAUUGAAAACUCUUCAAAUAUCUACCUUCAACAACAUCAAACAAGCAGAUAAGUGAAGAAAACAAAUUUCAAACAAAAAAAAAAAAACUUUAAUAAUAUAUAAUAUUAAAAAUGUAUGGUAAUCUUUAGAAUAGAAAUUUAAAAUGAUGCAUAUGAAUAAUUCUCUAUCAUAUUAAUUAAUGGUAACUACAAAUUAAAGGAAUUUUCAUUAUUCACAUUACAUUGCCACAAUUACAAUAACAAAUGACAAGAGAGCAAACAAAAAAAAAAUUAUUGGAUCAGUCAGUGAUCAGAAUGAAGCUUAACACGUACAUUCUGAAUAUAAAAACAAACAGAAUAUUAACAGAAAUGAAAUUUUUUUUUACUAUUUAAGAAAUUAAUAUGGGAAGGAAUCAGAAAAAAAACAAAUCUAAAACAUGAAAAUUCAUCUGAUGCAGAUACGAGAUAUAUGUAGAAAGUGAUUAUUGUUGCUUUCAUAUAAACAAGAUGUGAGCUCAAGAGCAACAUAGACGACGAACUUGUUCAUCGUUGCCAUGAAAAUAAAAUAUUAUACAAUUUCUAAAAAUCCACAACGUUCAA